Hippoglossus stenolepis (Pacific halibut) is the source of this 6069-nucleotide messenger RNA. It is a transcript of the gene abcg4a, whose product is annotated as ATP-binding cassette, sub-family G (WHITE), member 4a. Gene Ontology annotation, cellular component: plasma membrane. The transcript has 15 exons. Bases 624 to 2546 code for a protein of 640 amino acids. Gene Ontology annotation, molecular function: ABC-type transporter activity; ATP hydrolysis activity; ATP binding. The record is from RefSeq and is a predicted model, not a curated record. NCBI's taxonomy places the organism in Eukaryota, Metazoa, Chordata, Actinopteri, Pleuronectiformes, Pleuronectidae.
CACACACGCACACACGCACAAACCGGUCCAGAGGAUAACGGCGGUUGCUGCUGUAUCGAGCUGGUGCUGAUGCUGCUGCUGCUGCUGCUGGAGGAUCUGCAUCACUGUUUUGGCUCCAGAUGUGAAGACUGUCCCCGCUGAAUGAAGAUGAGUGCGAGCAUUUCAAGGACGGAUGGAUUUAACGAGAGGGACUAAUAAUAAUAAUAAUAAUAAUCAUAAUUCAAACAAACAUGCUGCCCUGACGAUUCUCCUCUCCGGGAUGCGGUCAUAGUUUGAGGCCGGACAUGGUUUUAAUCUCAUGAGUUGCUGUAGCUGUGCUGGAUGCGGGAUGAUGUGCGCCGCACCCCGGGAGAGAUACUAGACAAUUGGAGGAACACUGCACGGGCCUUGAACGCAUCAUAACCGAUCCGGAUUUUUUUUAUUUAAUUUCAUUUGUUGUGGUUCCUGUGAGCAUCUUGUUGUCUGUGGCUGACUGGGACUGUGUUUUGGUUUCGGAGGAGGGGGACCUCCUAAAUGUGGAGGGACUGCGUCUGAGAGGAUCUGUUGCUCACACCCAGAGAGGAGAGCCAGGGCUGAGCUGCUCACCUUCUCAUCUCUACACACAAUAAUAAUAACCUUUCACGAUGGCCGAGAAGACGCAGGAGACGGGCUCGGUCAGCAUUCCCAUGGAGGAGACCAAAGUUCACACCGGAGCACCUCAGGAGGCGCCGCUGCUCAUCCACCUGAAGAAAGUGGAGAACCACAUCACCGAGGCCCAGCGCUUCUCCCACCUCCCACGUCGCUCUGCUGUGGACCUGGAGUUCAAUGAGCUCUCCUACACCAUCCGAGAGGGUCCCUGGUGGAGGAGGAGAGGUUACAAAGCCCUCCUCAAGUGUCUGUCUGGAAGAUUCAGGAGCAAAGAGCUGAUUGGCAUCAUGGGGCCGUCCGGAGCCGGGAAAUCCACUCUGAUGAAUAUUCUGGCAGGGUACAGGGAGACGGGCAUGAAGGGUAAGAUCAUGGUGAAUGGACGCCCGAGGGACCUGAGGACCUUCAGGAAGAUGUCGUGCUACAUCAUGCAGGAUGACAUGCUGCUGCCACACCUCACUACCAGGGAGGCCAUGAUGGUGUCUGCCAAUCUGAAACUGAACGAGAGCAUGCAGGUCAAAACAGAACUUGUGGAUGAGAUCCUGACUGCUCUGGGUCUUCAGGAGUGCGCUCAGACACGCACCAACGCUCUCUCAGGGGGUCAGUGUAAAAGACUGGCCAUCGCCCUCGAGCUGGUCAACAAUCCUCCAGUCAUGUUCUUUGAUGAGCCCACCAGUGGUCUGGACAGCUCGUCCUGCUUCCAGGUCGUUUCCCUCAUGAAGUCUCUGGCUCUGGGAGGACGGACAAUCAUCUGCACUAUUCAUCAGCCCAGUGCCAAGCUCUUUGAGAUGUUUGAUAAGCUCUACAUCCUCAGUCAGGGUCAAUGCAUAUACAAGGGCACGGUCCCUUACCUCAUCCCUUAUCUGAAGAACCUGGGCCUCCAUUGCCCCACGUAUCACAAUCCAGCUGAUUUCAUCAUUGAGGUGGCGUCAGGGGAGUAUGGAGACCUGAAUCCAGUGCUGUUCGAGGCCGUCCAGGGUGGACUGUGUUCCGAGGAGGGGAAGAAGAACUCCAAAAGCGAUCCGUCCUGUCCCUCGCAGUGUCCCGCUGAAACAGGAACUCUUGAGAAACGCAGCUUUGCCACCAGUACAUUCACACAGUUCUGCAUCCUCUUCAAAAGAACCUUCAUCACAAUAUGCAGAGACACGGUGCUGACCCACCUCAGGGUCAUGUCCCAUCUUGCUGUUGGAGUGCUGAUUGGUUUGCUUUAUCUCAAAAUUGGAAAUGACGCCAGCAAGGUCUUCAACAACACCGGUUUCCUCUUUUUCUCAAUGCUGUUCCUCAUGUUCGCCGCCCUGAUGCCCACUGUCCUAACCUUUCCUAUGGAAAUGUCUGUGUUUUUGAGGGAACAUCUCAACUACUGGUACAGCCUGAAGGCCUAUUACCUUGCCAAAACUAUGGCAGACAUACCGUUCCAGGUUAUUUGUCCAAUCCUUUACUGCAGUAUUGUGUACUGGAUGACAGAACAGCCACCUGAGGCAAGUCGCUACCUACUUUUCAUGGCCUUGUCUACAUCCACAGCCCUGGUAGCGCAGUCCCUGGGUCUCCUUAUAGGGGCUGCAUCAACAUCUCUGCAGGUGGCAACGUUUGUGGGUCCAGUCACAGCCAUACCUGUCCUCCUCUUCUCGGGCUUCUUUGUCAAUUUUGACACCAUUCCCAAAUACCUACAGUGGAGCUCUUAUGUCUCCUAUGUCAGGUACGGCUUUGAAGGGGUGAUACUCUCCAUCUACGGGAUGAACCGGUCAGAGCUGGAGUGUCCGGUCUCUGUGUGCAAGUUCCAAAAGCCAGAGGAGGUCCUGCAGCUGCUGGACGUGGAGGACGCAAAGCUCUAUGUGGACUUCAUGGUGCUUGGGGUUUUCUUCGUGGUCCUCAGAUUGGCCACUUACCUGGUCCUGCGUUACAAAGUCAAGUCGGAGCGUUAAGACAUCCAGAGGCGACCGCUGGUGGAUUCGGACACUCGUGACAUAUCCCGGCAGUGUGAGAUAGUAAGAAAACGCGUAGUCUGUCUUUCACUGUCUCUACUUCACACACAUGUACAAAAGACGUACACAAAUCCAGCAUGUGCAGUCAUCCAAAAGCUGCUCUGCGUCAUUACCCAAACUGUACACUACAAUUACAUCUUUCAUUAAGGCUUGAAAUACAACAAAAAGGAAAGUUUAGACUGUGACGAAUGGUGUUCUGCCCCCUGCCCAUUGCUAGCUGUCCUCCAGGUAAUAGUAUUUCUCAGAUCACCAUUACCUUCCCGCAAUAUUGUGUAUUUCCACCGUACAUAAACAGAAUGCUCAGCAAAGUAGCAGAAAGCAUGUUUCAUUGAACUGAGAAAUGCAGAUUUAUACUUGUUCGGCCAAACCAGGAAAGUGCCAUGUGAAUAAUGAAGUGUCCAGUGACAUGUAGCCUCUCAACCCAAUGCCUGAGGAGGAAAUCCAAGGCGAACGUCAGAAUCCUGUUAGUUGAUACUCAAUUGGAAAACACCCAUGAAGACAUCUGAGGAACAAGAUUUUAAAAAUCAGGAGAAGAGGUAACGGCGCCAGGAAACUUCAGAUUGGCUUCUCUCUCGCCUGGAGGAUCGUCUUAUUAGUCAUCAUCACCAAGACUGUGAACACGGUGGCUUUUCUUGACGGAAUACAACCCUAUAACAAACUGACUGCCGGUGGGACUUUCCACUCUUUCCCUCUCCAGUGUGAUCAUUUUCACGAGCCGUCUGCCCUGAUAUUGUCAACGGUAGAAUGUUCAGAUGGGGAUGAAAUGUCCAGCAGUGUAACUGAUCUGGAAACACCCUGGGACCAGGCCUACGAGUCCUUACUUGCUCCUUGUUAUAACACGUGGGUUUCUCCCACAACAUACAGUGAAGCGGGAGCAAAAUGUGAAAGCAAGCGUGACUGCCGUCUCCAGCCUGACGCAGACGUCUUUCUCAAUCAUACUGCUUACACAGAGAGCAUGGUGUUUUAGGGUGAAACGCAAUAGCCUGUUCUAGAAAAAAGAAAAAAAAUGUGAUGUUUGACUAAUCGGUGUUGCUCUUCUGACACAAAUCUUUGAACUGCUCGUUUCCACUCGUCAGAUUCUUCAGCUGCCGCCUCCAGCUGAGCUGCGAUGGGAAGUAUCCCUUUUUUCUCUCCUUCUCUUCCUCUCUGCUUUGCUGAUGUCUGACAAGAUGUGUGUUGUCCAAAAACAAUGCCAGAUAGUUGAACUGCUGGCUGGGCAGUUUUUGUGCCUCUGAGCUAGAAUGAUUUGAGUUUCCUCUGCUUCAUUGUUUGCAUAUACACCUUAUGUCAGCAUACUGUACAUGCUGUCUCUUUCUCUCACACACACACACACGUAUACACAUGCACGCACACACACAUACGCACACACAGACACACACACACACACACACACACACACACACACACACACACACACACACACACACACACACACACACACACACACACCCUUGUAAUGUUUAGAAGCCUGCCUUUGUCACAGGGCAAUGCAAAAUUUUCCAAUAGACUUGCUAUGAAAUAUUUCUUACUCAAACUAUGCUACUUAGUAAUCCUUAUUAUAAUGCAUAAAAUUAUGUGAGCAUAUAAUCAAUGAUUGUACAGUGAAUAUGUCAUGCUGUAAACAAAUGUACAUUUGCACUUUUCAAUGUAUGUUUAAUUCUUUUUUUUAUUUAUUUGGAUUCGAUUUCCUUUUUAUAUCUAUCUAUGUGACGAGUGCUGCUUGAAAGUAUAAUGGGAAAAACAGCAACUGAAUGUUGCAUGAUCACUUUAGGAAUGAAGUUCAUGAAAUAUUAAAUUUCAGAGAAUAGCAUACUGAGUUUUAUUCCAUCAUCCAAAUGUAUGUACCCUGCGGUGUUCGAGGAGACGCAAAUCCUCUGCUUUCUGAUGAACAUUUUUAGAAUCUCUGGAAUUAAGUGUGCAUCACUGGUGUAGAUUAAAAAAAGAGAAAAAAUCACGAGUUGUGGAAGUAAAGUAGAAGUAGGUGAAACAUGACAGAUGGAAGAAUAAACAACCAAAUGUAUGGUUAUGUAGCCGAUGAGACUGGUGGUAGGGAGCAGCUGGGUCAGAGAGAAAUCCCUGAUCUGCCUCAGUGUGGUGGCAGCAGGCGACGAUCUGCAUCAAGAGGCGGCUGCAGCAGCUGAGGCUCGGAUUCUGUCAUUAAUAGCAAUAGUCAACAUUGUGAAAUUGAAUUGUUACAUGUAUACCUCCCACUGCUGUGGCAUUAGAUGUGUAUAUGUUUUAUAGCGACAACUUGAUUUGAGUCAUUUUGUUCCUAUACCUGUUUUAUUAUGUGCAAUAACCAUCCAAAGUUUAACUCUGUGAGACCAACUUCAUGAAGAGAAAUGUGAUUCUGCAAUCUGAACUUUUUCAUCUUUGUCUUUGUUGCUUCAGUUAAGUUAAAUUUGGUGGACAUGCUGACAACAUAAUGAUUUGACAAGCGGGGUGAGAGCAGUCUAACAAUAGCUGGAGGUGCUAUAGAUGGGAGCUGAAGUUAAAGCCACUGGGCAGACGCUGCCACUUCAUUAUCAGAACCUGUCAAAAUAAUUGGUUCUCGAGUCAGUGCAGGAAACUUUGUAGCACGGGGGGAAAUGUUGCAUAAAGUCAGUUUUAACAGCCAAAACAGCAGAUAUGUGUUUAAACCUUCCUCAAAUUAUAUCAAAAUCCAUGAGCUCGUAGGGGACCUGCAGCAAUGACUUUGUAAAACAAAAAAAGGAAUCUAGAAAAGAGACAGCUCCAAGCCAGAAACAAAGCAGGGAUAAUUAGCAAGUGCUGAAGUAAUUAAACAGUCUGGGAGAGUCUCUGCCUCAGGUCUCGAGGCCUGUGGUACCAAAGAAGAAAACAAAUCAUCCUUCCUCUACUGCAAGAUUUGAACUUGAGUGGGUGCAUGUCUCUGUGAGAUUAUGUCACAGUGUUCUCAUUAAUUUUCGGACCAAAGAGAGAUCUCUGAAAAUGCAUCCACACUGUUUGUAGGGGACCUUCCUGAUUUCUGGAUUUCUGAUCCUCUUAAAACUGUUUGUGUCUAUUGAGAUGUGUUAUCCAGACACUGACAGACCCCAUUCAGCUCCAGAUACUAAAUAAUUGCAUCUUAAUAUAAAGUAAUCCUGUGUAAAUGAGUGAUCAGGGAGGUGUAUGUGCUGGAUGCAGCUGAUGAGCCUAUUCACUUUCUUGGACGCUUUUAUUCAUCACGCCACUAUUUCGCCUGCUCGUCAUAAUAAGCCACUGGAUUGUAGUGCACUCAUUGCAUGGUGAAUAAUAAUAUGCAGGCGAUCCUGACAGAAAACUGAUUGAAAAGUUAAUAUUGCAAUGGAAGGCUGUUUAACACAUGUUAUUUUUGUUUAUUUUUUGUCAGAUAUAAUUUGUUUAACAUUUUCAUUUUAAUUUUUGGUUUCUCAACUGAAAAAAUGCAAAUUCUGUGUAAUGAAUGCUGUUCCAAGGAUUAUAAUAAAGAUUAUUUAUAACCUUU